Messenger RNA from Botrytis cinerea B05.10, 1104 nucleotides. RefSeq lists its product as hypothetical. NCBI's taxonomy places the organism in Eukaryota, Fungi, Ascomycota, Leotiomycetes, Helotiales, Sclerotiniaceae. The coding region runs from base 62 to 1018 and encodes 318 amino acids. The transcript has 3 exons. The record is from RefSeq and is a predicted model, not a curated record.
GAUUCUUAUAUUAAAGUAUUAUAUUUUCCCCUUCAAUAACCUUUAUUCCCUAUAUCUCAACAUGUCCAAGAUUCUCACUGUUAUCGGUGCUACUGGGGCGCAAGGUGGCUCUGUGGUUGCUUCCGCCUUGAAGUCAGGCUACUACAAAGUCCGCGGUGUUACUCGCAAUGUUGAGAGUGCCGCGGCCAAGGCUCUCACUGCGAAGGGCGUGGAGAUGGUGACUGCGGACACUAAUGAUGUAGCAAGCCUUGUCAAAGCAUUUGAGGGUUCUUAUGCCAUCUUCGUUGUCACCGACUUCCAAACCCCCUUCGCUACCAAAGACAUCGAGGAGACCAUUACUAUUGAGUCUACUCAAGGUAUCAACUGCGCAAAUGCUGCUUCCAAAAUCACCACUCUUGAGCACUACAUCUGGAGUACACUUCCUAACACCCAGAAAAUCUCCAAUGGAAAGUUCUCUGUGCCUCACUUUGAAAGCAAGCUCAUGGUCGAUAAGUACAUUCGUCAGAACAAGGCAUUGCUGGCUAAGACGACUUUUCUUUACAUCAGCUUCUAUGCUACAAAUUUUCUUAUGCCUAUGAUCACACCUACCCUACUUAAAACCACUGGCAAGCACGUUCAGCUGUUGCCUAUCCCGGAAGACACUCCAAUCACUACCCUUGGUGCGACAACGAUCAAUACUGGAAUCUACGUCCUUGCCAUUCUUCAACAGCCUCAGCUUACCCUACCUGGCAGAACUGUCCUCGCUGAGACCGAAACACUCACUGCAAGAGAUAUCUUGAAUCUCUGGUCUGAGGUCUCUGGUCUUCCUGCCGAAUAUGUAUCGAUCUCCCUGGAUCACUAUGAUGCCUUGUGGCCCAAAUGGGGCCGUGAGAUUGGACUCAUGCUGCAGUUCUGGGAUUGCGCUCGAGAGAAAAGCUGGAUUGCAGAGGAUACAGUUAUUAAGAAGGAGGACUUGGGUCUUACCGAUUUGGUUGGUAUAAAGGAAGUCUUUGCUGGAAUUGACUGGACUACUGUUUAAAUUCCACAUUUGUUAGAACAUUGAACUGUACCGAUUAGCAAUACGCGUUACUGUUCUAAAGAGCCAUCUGACUUAAUAAAGAAUCA